GACAGCGCAGGCUCCCUAGCUAAAAAAACCAUAUCAAGGACAGACAGCGUGCAUUCGUGUACAACAAGACGCCAAACGAGUCGAUAGAGCCGCCCUCGUCUCCCCCUCGAUGGCCGCCGGCGCCGCCCCGACGACCCCCUCGAAGAUGCGGGCCGUGCAGUACGACGCCUGCGGCGGAGGCGCCGCCGGCCUCAAGCAUGUGGAAGUUCCCGUCCCUUCAGCGAAGAAGAAUGAGGUUCUGUUGAAACUGGAAGCGGCUAGCAUCAAUCCUCUUGACUGCAAGAUACAGAAAGGGAUGUUACGGCCUCUGUUUCCUCGUAGAUUGCCUUUUAUCCCAGUGACUGAUGUGGCAGGAGUUGUGGUUGAUAUUGGUCCAGGAGUCAGUGGAUUUCAAGCCGGAGAUCAAGUUUUUGCCUUUUUGAGCUCAUUUUCUGGCGGUGGACUCGCGGAGUACGCUGUGGCAUCUGCAAAUCUGACUGUCAAGAGGCCUCCAGAGGUAUCUGCUGCUGAAGGCGCGGGACUACCCACUGCAGCCGGCGCCGCGCUCAAGUCGCUUAGGUCUAUCGGCGUCAAGCUCGACGGCACCAGCAAACCCCUCAACGUGCUCAUCACUGCCGCGUCGGGCGGUGUCGGCCUCUACGCCGUGCAGCUCGCGAAGCUGGCGGGCCUCCACGUCACCGCCACCUGCGGCUCGCGCAACAUGGAGCUGGUGAAGAGCCUGGGCGCCGACGAGGUGCUCGACUACAGGACCCCGGAGGGGACCAGCCUGCAGAGCCCGUCGGGGAGGAAGUAUGAUGGCGUCGUCCACUGCACGGUCGGGAUCAGCUGGUCGACGUUCGACCCUUUGCUGAGCGCCGCCGGGAGGGUGGUCGACAUCACCCCAAACUUCUCCACCAUUCUCACGUCGGUGCUGCACAAGGUGUCGUUCGCCAGGAAGCGGCUGGUGCCGCUGCUCCUGCCGCCCAACAAGGCGGACCUCGAGUUCUUGGUCGGGCUGGUGAAGGAUGGCAAGCUGAAGACGCUGAUUGAUUCAAGGUUCCCGUUGAGCGAUGCGAGCAAGGCGUGGGAGAAGAGCAUCGAUGGCCAUGCUACUGGCAAGAUCAUCGUUGAGAUGGAAGGCUGAUCCGUGAUAUCAACGAAGACUUGCAGUGAGAUAUAUACAGUACAACCAGCUUAUAGACAUUACAGGGUUAACAGAUACUAGGGUGUGGCGCCAUUGUACAGAAAAAUCAUGUGUGAGUUUGUUUAUUGGAUUAUGUUUUUUUUCAGUUAUGAUGAUGUUCUGCUUCUCGAACAGUUUAGGAGUUUGUGAAUUUGCAUGAUCAGUAACGUCGAACUACAGUAUUUGCAUAA
Molecule: messenger RNA, 1353 nt
Organism: Phragmites australis (common reed)
Lineage: Eukaryota; Viridiplantae; Streptophyta; Magnoliopsida; Poales; Poaceae
Product: chloroplast envelope quinone oxidoreductase homolog
Exons: 4
Coding region: 110-1123 (337 amino acids)
Molecular function (GO): oxidoreductase activity
Source: RefSeq, a predicted model, not a curated record